This is a messenger RNA of Nematolebias whitei (Rio pearlfish), 1268 nucleotides long. RefSeq names its product DnaJ (Hsp40) homolog, subfamily C, member 22 (gene dnajc22). Gene Ontology annotation, biological process: endocytosis. The transcript has 4 exons. Bases 133 to 1161 code for a protein of 342 amino acids. Gene Ontology annotation, cellular component: early endosome; plasma membrane. The record is from RefSeq and is a predicted model, not a curated record. Lineage: Eukaryota; Metazoa; Chordata; Actinopteri; Cyprinodontiformes; Rivulidae.
GCAACAUGCUCCAGCUUCCACUGCGAAAAGCACCAGAAAGGAUUUCUCUGGAUUAGGAUUUAAAACUCAGAACUAAGUUUUGACUAAGGAUGAGCUCGUCUGAACAGGAACUGACCCACUGAGGUCCACAGCAUGGCAAAAAGUGUGCUGGUAGCCUACACCCUGUGGGCUGUAGGUGGACCUUUGGGCCUUCACCAUCUCUAUUUAGGAAGAGACAGCCAUGCUUUGCUGUGGAUGCUUACUUUGGGAGGAUUUGGGUUUGGCUGGGUCAGAGAGGUCAUACGCAUACCUGCCUAUGUGACUGAAGCUAACCAACAUGAACAACGUGUAGAAGAAAAAGAAGGAAAACCUCACAACGCUGCCCUCCCACCUGUCAGCCCAGUCAGAUUUGCCGGACAGGUGUGUGUUGGGAUCUACUUUGGCACUGUGGCUUUCAUCGGUCUCAACUCCCUUAAUUUCUUCUACCUGAUCGUUUUGCCUUUAAGCGUGGGUGCAGGGGUACAUCUGGUGUCCAACGUCGGUCAGCAGACGUCAGAUCUCCAAAAGACUUUGACAGCUUGUCUCGUGACAUCACCGAUAUUCUAUGGUAGCACUCUUUCGCCUCUUCCCAUAAGCUUGGCGGCGAGUUUCACUGCUGUGCAACAUCGCAGGUUCAAACCUCCAAGACCGCCAGGCAGCAAACAGAGAUUAGGUCCCCGGCUGUAUCGGCUCGGUCUAGCCUGGUUGGCUUUCUCUGCUCCAUUAGCUUACUGUAUUUUCUACAACACCACAGCCACACUGUACUACCUGUCUGACACAAUAGCUGCGCUGCUGGAUAUUUUCUGGUUUCUGCCCUGGCUCAGAGGUGUACUGGAGUACAUUCUUCUAAUGCCAUACCGCAUCAUGUGCGCACUUACCGGUGGAGGGUACCACGAAGAGGCUUGGAGAAAGGUCUUGGAAACAUUGCUGAAGGAGUACACGCAUAGGGAAAAAGAGGCGCUGCAGGUGUUGUCGUUGGAGGCAGAAGCAUCUAUUGAAGAGAUAACUCGAGGCUAUAGGGAGCUGGCCAAAGCAUGGCAUCCAGACCACAAUCCCAGCAAAGAUGCUGAGCAAAUGUUCCUGAAGAUCCAGGAGGCUUACAAUGUCCUGCUGCGGUGGCACAAACCACAACGGUUCAAAUAGCCUCCCUGCAUUUGUUUCUACUGACUGAUUGCAUUGAUAGGGAUUGGUAAUUGAAUAGUUUGUUGGACCAAGAUGAUUUAUGUGCACAAAGAUGUUUUUAAUCAGCU